This is a messenger RNA of Clarias gariepinus (North African catfish), 1694 nucleotides long. RefSeq names its product intraflagellar transport 52 homolog (Chlamydomonas) (gene ift52). NCBI's taxonomy places the organism in Eukaryota, Metazoa, Chordata, Actinopteri, Siluriformes, Clariidae. The transcript is spliced from 14 exons. Gene Ontology annotation, cellular component: intraciliary transport particle B; centriole; cilium. Gene Ontology annotation, biological process: intraciliary transport; cilium assembly. The record is from RefSeq and is a predicted model, not a curated record. Bases 148 to 1458 code for a protein of 436 amino acids.
AUCACGGGCAACGGACGGGAUACCUCGGAGGCAUGCUAAAAGCCGAAGUAUCGGUUUAAAAGCAAAUGUAAAAAAUUUGCAGUUUUACAGGUGGUGCAUAAAAUAUAUGUAAUUUAGAAUUUAAAAGAAACAGCCCUUAAACCCAAGAUGGAUAAAGAGCAGCGGAAUAUAGUCGUGUUUAAUUCUUCCAAAAGAGAGGUGUUUACUGCAAACACUGGAUACAAGAGUCUUCAGAAGAGACUGAGAGCGCAAUGGAAGAUUCAGGGAAUCAAAGAGGAGAUUACAGCUGAGAAACUGCACGGUGUAAAGCUGUGGAUCACUGCAGGUCCUCGAGAAAAGUUCACAGAAGCUGAGCUGAAAGUCCUGAAGCAGUACCUCGAAGGUGGUGGGAACAUUCUCGCGAUGCUCGGAGAAGGAGGAGAAGUAAAAUACGACACUAAUAUCAACUUCCUCCUGGAGGAGUUUGGGGUCAUGGUGAACAAUGAUGCCGUUGUGAGAAACGUUUACUACAAGUACUUCCAUCCGAAAGAAGCGCUCGUGUCUAACGGGGUUCUUAACAGGGAGAUCAGCCGUGCAGCUGGGAAAGCCAUAACAGGGGUCAUCGAUGAUGAAAGCCCGGGUAAUAAUACACAGGCUCUGACCUUCGUGUACCCGUACGGAGCUACGCUAAGUGUUAUGAAGCCUGCAGUGGCAGUUCUGUCCACCGGUUCUGUGUGCUUUCCUCUCAACAGACCCGUUCUUGCUUUCUCCAAAGGCGAGAAGAAUGCAGGCAAGCUAGCAGUGCUAGGUUCCUGCCACAUGUUCAGCGAUCAGUACCUGGACAAGGAAGAGAACAGUAAAAUAAUGGACGUCGUGUUUCAAUGGCUGACCACUGACAGCAUUCACCUGAAUCAAAUAGAUGCAGAAGAUCCUGAGAUCACAGAUUACAUUAUGUUACCAGACACAGGAUACCUAUCUGAGAGACUCCGAGUGUGUCUACAGGAAGGCGACGAGACUCCACGUGACUUCACCUCCCUUUUCGACAUGUCUCUCUUCAAGCUCUCCACAGACUCUCUCCCGAGCGUUAUCAGGGCCUACAAGCAGCUGAACGUCAAGCACGAGCCGCUGCAGUUGAUUACACCACAGUUUGAAACGCCACUGCCGCCCCUCCAGCCUGCUGUUUUCCAGCCGGCCUUUAGAGACCUGCCCCCGCCGAUGCUCGACCUUUUUGACCUUGACGAGACAUUUUCUUCAGAGAAAGUACGAAUCGCUCAGUUGUCGAACAAAUGCACCGACGACGACCUCGAGUUUUACGUACGGAAAUGCGGAGACAUCCUAGGAGUCACACGAAAGCUGGAUAAAGAAAAGCGAGACGCAAAGCACAUCCUUGAGCACAUCUUUUUUCAGGUGGUGGAGUUCAAAAAGCUGAAUCAGGAGCAUGAUAUCGACACAGCACAGACAAGGUUUUCUCCAUUGUGAAGCAGGAAGCUGGAGGGCGAUGGAGAGUCGAGGGUCGAAUAGCAUCAUGUAGUUGAAUGUUUAACUGAGCAGGUGUCCGCAACUCUAUUAAGGAAAUAUUUCAGAACUAAUUAGCAACAUUUACAGGUACUGAAUAUGUUAAUCCUGAAAAGGAUUUUUAUCAACGUUAAUUCUUCAUUUUGCUAUAAAGUACUUUGCAUUGUUUUUACCUUUUUUUUCUACAUCAAACAACUCCU